Ceutorhynchus assimilis (cabbage seed weevil) is the source of this 3756-nucleotide messenger RNA. NCBI's taxonomy places the organism in Eukaryota, Metazoa, Arthropoda, Insecta, Coleoptera, Curculionidae. The record is from the annotation of a GenBank genome assembly.
AGAGGAAUGGCUACAGCCAAGCCAAAAUUGGCAUUUUGCGUUCGAGUUCGGCUCCGACCUACGUGUUUCGGCAUUGCCGGUGGAGGGGGGAAAAGUAAGUUUUGGCAUUAGCAUUGCGUCUUUGAACGCACCCCUGGGCUGCGUUCAGAGGAAUGGCUACAGCCAAGCCAAAAUUGGCAUUUUGCGUUCGAGUUUGGCUCCGACCUACGUGGUUUGGCAUUACCGGUGGAGGUGGAAAAGUAAGUUUUGGCAUAAGCACUUGCCACAGGCAUUGCCGUCUUUCAACACACCCCUGAUGUUUCACAGCGUUGCCAAAUGGAAUACAAACGACACAGAACACUGAACCUGUUCAUUGAAUUUGCUGGUACUUGUACCAGUGUGUCCAACUGCAAAAAAAUACAAAUCUAAUCUUAUCAGCUGGCAGUGGCUGGCACUGACAGUUAUAAAUUCUUUAUUUGUAUACAAAUUUUUAAUAUCUGACCUUCGAGUUAAAUUUAACGAUUAUCUUAUAAUUAAUUCUUCUAUGAUUUUCCAUACUCACAGAAAAAUGGAUCAUCGAUCACCAUUGGAAUCGUUUUUCGGGGUGAUUGGCAGCCUGCCCCAGGGACACGACAAGCCGGUAAAGCAAGCCCUUUACAAUGCCGUCGCUUUAUUUCUCCUGUUUCUUUGCGCUGCAGCCUCGCUCGGACUGUACAUGAUACUGGAACCCUUUGUCAAACCUCUGAUGUGGGCCCUUUUAGUUGGCUCAGCCCUGCACCCUUUAAAACGAUCACUGAGAGAGACAUUUCAAGGCUGGUUUCAAAUGCUGGAAGACACCAACACGCCUACUGUUUUAGGGAUUAUUUUAAUUCCUGUGAACAUAUUGAAUGACGUGUCCGAAUGUAUUGGACAAUUUUUAUGGGAUAGAUUCAAAUUGAUAUUGACUAUAGCUAUAUUGAUACCAGUGGCUGUUUUAUUGUACAUGUUUACUCCAGGAGUUGUGAUAUCGAUGUUAUGGACUGGUACUGUUUGGAUUUAUAAAUCUUUGAACUUUUUGAUUAGUAAUUCAACUUAUACUGUGAUAUCUAUUGGUACUGUUGGAUAUCUGACUCUAGUUUUCCUACUGUGGAGCCAAGAUAACAAUGUAUACUUCCAUUACGCCUCAACUGUUGUCUGGUUAUUCGGAUCAGGCUGCUUAUCCAGUCAGUUCAGUAGUUUCCAAAUGCCAAUAUUCUUAAUACUACAAAUUAUAUUUUUUGGUGGAUUCAUUUCGGAAGUGUAUGAAGCUUAUUCUAAUAUGAAUGCUGCUGGUCACCCUAUUUCUUUCACCAAACUACUAUCAAUUGCUUUCCACGAUAAACCCAUAGACUUAGAUAUAAGUGACGAGACCGAUACCGAGGAAAAAAUAGAAAAUAUCGAAACAAAUCCAUCAAAACUAGAUAACGAAGAAUCCCAAAUUCUAAGCCCAAUAGUCACAUUUGCAGAAACGCCAUCGAGUGAAUCGACAUCUCAAAAAGGCAACGGCGACGUUUCAUCUUACAACGAAACACUUGAAGAUCCUUGGAAAUUAGAACUAUUCAGUGACACCAAAGAAGCUUCGAAAAUUGAAAGCCCAGAACCAGCCGCUGGGCUUUUAAUCACGAAUCGCGGUAUACAUUUGGUGCAAACCGAUACUAAAAAACCUAGGCCUAAAUUUCAAAGGUCUUUGUCGCAGCCCCAAUUUGCUAGUAGCCGUCUUAGAAAAUCGAAUCUUUUGAAUCUUAGUCGAAAGAUAAGCUUGAAAAAUUGUAAUCGGAAGUUGGAAACCACUAGCUAUGAAAGUACUUUUUAUUUAUACUCGGUUAUGUGGUGUUGUUUGGUAAUGUUAAUUUGGAAAAAUAUCAUGUUAUUACCGUUAUUACCUAUUCCUAUAGCGUACUAUAUUAUCAAACAUGUGGGAAUUUAUUUGGGAGUAUGGAGUUACGUUUUUGAUAAAUUUUGUACAUUUUUUGAUGAUGUCAGUGACUGGUGUGUAGAACGCCAUGAUGCUUUAGUACCUGUGCCAAUAAGAGGCAUCUACAAAGUCAUACAUAAAUUCAAUUCAUUUUCCAAGGGAUGUAUUAAGGGCAGUAUAGACACUGUUGCCAGUGUUGUAGUUAUAUUCGGGUUAAUCGUGUUUUUGAUUUGUGCUUCUAUAUUUACAGCUUUACAGAUUUAUGCAGAAGGUAUAAUGUUGGUACAAAUGACUAGCAAUGCGAUAAAUCAAACUGUAGUUCAAAAUCCGGAAUUGCGCAAAAUGCUGCCACCCACUUGGGAUAAUACUAUGGAUUCUAUAUUGGAUAAUACUUAUCAGUAUGGCAGGGAAGGGAUUUCGAAAUUUAUUAAAAGUAUAGUAAACGAUGCCGAUUCGAUUAAAUCUGAAAAAUUGGAAAAUCAACUCUUGGAAGUUUGGGAUAGGCUCUAUCAAUCCUGGAUGACGUCCAAUCAAAGUUUAGGCCCUAAAGUGACCGAAGAGGCCGUCAAAACUUCCUGGGAAGCGUUCAUUACUGAUAUACAGAAAUCCCCAGAAAUUUUCAAUAUCAAUGGACUGGUCGAAUUUGCCAAACAAAAUGUAGGAAUGCUCAUGUCGGUAUCAGAAUCACUGUGGGGUCUUGUUAUUAGCAAUCUAAGUCUAGUUGUUGGAUCUCUGAGUACUUGCCUGUCGAUAGUAUUGGGAGGCGGUACGGCUGUGUUAAAUUUUAUUCUGAACUUGAUUGUAUUUCUAACUACACUCUUCUAUUUGCUAAACUCAAGCGGAGAUUACUACAAGCCGGUAGAAUUAAUGACGAAAUUCUCGCCAAGUGGGAAAAGAUUCGGUCAUGCUCUUGAAGCUGCUAUUAAUAGUGUAUUUUCCGCCUCGUUUAAAAUGGCAACCUUUUAUGGAAUGUGGACAUGGUUUAUACAUAAUUUGUUCAAUGUACAAAUUGUGUAUCUAUCUACAGCUUUUGCUACCAUUCUUGGUGCAGUACCAUUUCUAGGCACCUAUUGGGCAUGCGUGCCAGGAAUCUUAGACUUAUGGUUGUCUCAGGAUAGAUGGUUGGCUGCCAUUUUAUUUGCAGUCUUUCAGUUUGCACCCACCUACUUUGUCGAUACAACAAUUUAUAAGGAAAUCAAAGGUGGACAUCCGUACUUAACCGGCUUGGCAAUUGCAGGAGGAAUUUUCUGUUUGGGCGUUGAAGGUGCCAUAAUAGGUCCUUUACUUUUAUGCGGCCUGUAUGUGGCAAUAGACCUUUCUUCUAAUAUGUUCAAAGAGUCACCAACAGACGAGUCGUUAAACUUAGGACUGCAUUAGCUUUGAAAUCUUUGAUUUUGUGAUGUGAAUAAUAAUUGUCUAAGAUGACUAUUUUAUGUAAAAAUCUUUGCUUGUUUGAAACGGCCUAAUAUUUGCACAAAAAAUUAAUUUAAACUUGGCAUAAAAUUUUAGCGAUAUAGUAGAUUUUGGAAAAGUAGGUUACCAUAGAAAAUAAAGCAGUGAUAAGAACCAAAAAGUCUGAAAAUCGAUCUUAUACCUCAAUCGUUUAUUUUGUAUUUUUUAUAACAUACAGCUUAUUUAAAUUUCCCAUGAAAAAACAAAACUUUAUUGCACUUACGCUUUGCUCCUCAGAAAAAAGCAAAUUCUUUGAAAUAUAUAUUUACUUCUAUUAAAUGUUGAAAAUUGUUACUAAUGUUUGGACCCACUAUUUAUUUAUUUAGUUUUUUUAUACCAUAUUUUUAUGUACAUAUUUCGAGUGAAAAUAAAUAUCUCCUAAUUGUUUUACA